AUGAGGAUGGCUUCCCUGAAUAGCCCAAAAGUCUUGUUCUUAUGUUGCUUUUCGAUUCCUUUUGUGUUUGCUGUUCUUCCUGACUUAGGAGUACCCGGAUGGCAUUGUGACGCCGAUAUAAUGACGCCAAGCUAUACUAUUCCGCAGUCAGCUCAUCAAGUUAAGUACGCGGACUUCAAGAUUGUAGCUGCUCUGGGAGACUCAUUAACUGUAAUCUAA
This is a messenger RNA of Auanema sp. JU1783, 219 nucleotides long. The record is from the annotation of a GenBank genome assembly. Lineage: Eukaryota; Metazoa; Nematoda; Chromadorea; Rhabditida; Rhabditidae.